Molecule: messenger RNA, 1738 nt
Organism: Parasteatoda tepidariorum (common house spider)
Lineage: Eukaryota; Metazoa; Arthropoda; Arachnida; Araneae; Theridiidae
Product: alpha-N-acetylgalactosaminidase
Biological process (GO): oligosaccharide metabolic process; glycoside catabolic process
Cellular component (GO): cytoplasm
Molecular function (GO): alpha-galactosidase activity
Source: RefSeq, a predicted model, not a curated record
CAUAUAGUUUCCUAACUUAAAAGAUUUUAAUAUCUAUUUGACAAUCAAGACAGAAAUUAAUGUACUUCCUUUGUUUACGACUCUCCACAUGCUAGUGGCGAAAGCGUGCGGAGUAUUGCCAUGAGUAGAGAGUUCUGCGGCUGUCUGCCACCUGUAGCCCAUUUCGAUAGCCAAUGGUCGAAAGUUGAAAGUCCUUAUCCCUUUCUAGUCUCUGCCAGCGCGAAAUACAUUUCAUGAAUUAAAAUCUUUUGGAGAUAAAUGCAUUCUUGUUGUUCCCUGAUUUUAUCUGAUAAUCAUACUGAUAAUACUCAUCAUGUGUUUAGUACCAAUAGUUCUGUUAUUUUGUUCAUAGCAGUGGAAGAAAUAUUAAGAAAAUGAAGUUGCUUAUCUUUAUCCUCAUUUGUUCUCCUUUGAAUGUGGUGAGCCUAGAUAAUGGAUUGGCUUUAACUCCACCAAUGGGAUGGCUUUCAUGGUUACGAUUUGUUUGUAACAUUGACUGCAAAGAAGAUCCUUUAAAUUGCAUAAGUGAAAAAUUGUACAUGGAUAUGGCUGAUGAGAUGGUUGCAGAAGGGUUUAAAGAUGCAGGAUAUGAAUAUGUCAAUGUAGAUGAUUGCUGGAUGGCUAAAGAAAGAGAUAGUUCUGGUAAACUAGUUCCCAAUUCUGAAAGAUUUCCUAGUGGAAUAAAAGCUUUAGCUGAUUAUGUACAUGCUAAAGGCUUAAAACUUGGAAUCUAUACUGACUGUGGCACUAAAACUUGUGCUGGUUAUCCAGGAAGCUUCAACAAUUAUGAAAUUGAUGCUCAAACUUUUGCUGAAUGGGGGAUAGAUAUGUUGAAAGUUGAUGGUUGUUAUGCAAAUCCUAAAGAUAUGGACGCUUUAUAUCCAUCUAUAACAAGUGCUCUGAAUAAUACUGGACGUCCUAUCGUAUUUUCUUGUAGCUGGCCUGCAUAUCAAGUUGAUACGGGAAUGGAUCCUGAUUAUUCUUCCAUUGCAAAACAUUGUAAUCUUUGGCGAAAUUACAACGACAUUGAAGAUUCUUGGGCAAGUGUUUUAUCUAUUAUAGAUUUCUAUGCUGCUCAUCAAGAUGAAUUAAUUGCAGCUGCUGGACCUGGUCAUUGGAAUGAUCCAGAUAUGAUUAUAGGUGGCAACUUUGGCUUGAGUUAUGAAGAAGCACGAUCUCAGCUUGCAUUAUGGGCGAUCAUGGCUAGUCCUUUGUUAAUGUCGAAUGAUUUGCGAAGUUUAAAGCCUGAGUUCAAAGAAUUACUUUUGAAUAAAGAUAUACUUUCUAUUAAUCAGGAUACCCUUGGAUUAAUGGGAAAACGUAUAUAUAAUGUAAACAAUGUUGAAAUUUGGACCAGACCAAUUAAUCCCAUUGGCACAAGUGUUUCCUACUCAUAUGCUGUUGUGUUUUUCAAUCGUCGAACAUUAGGUGGACCAGUGAAACUUAGUGUAAACUUGGCCUCAAUUGGACUGAAAAAUGUACACUGUUAUGAAAUACGUUUUGUAUUCAGCAAUGACAUUAAUGAAAAACUCUGUCCAUCAGAUAAUGUAACUUCAAGUGUUAAUCCUUCAGGUGUGAACAUGCUGAUUGCUAAGAGCUUAUAGUCAUAUCCCCAAAUAGUAUGCAUGUAAUAUCUGCCAACAUGAUUGAUAUUUUUUGUUGUUAGAAUCAUGAUUUUGCUGAUUAUUUUUCAACUUUUUAUUUAUGGAUUGAAGAAUAAGAAUCCAGAUUUCCUGUA